AUGGCGUUCAAGAUCAGUGUUAGCAUGGACUCUCCCUUUACCCUAGACAACAUCCCGUUUGGGGUAAUCUCAACUGAGUCCGACCCUAAACCGCGUUGUGCGACGGCAUUGGGUGACUAUGCCAUUGAUUUGGCAGCAUAUUGGAAAGAUAGAACAUACACCCAACUUGACGGAAACAAGAGUCUGUACGAUAUUUUCAACCAGGGCUCACUGAAUGAAUUUGCCGCUCUAGACCCAUCAAUCCGGUCAGAUGUUCGCAAACAUUUGGCCAUAGAAUUGGCUGCCAGAAACGUCCCUAAAACAUGCGCGAUACCUCUCAAAUCUGUGAAAAUGCAUCGUCCCAUGGCUAUUGGGGGUUUUGUGGACUUCUUGUGUUCGCUUGAGCACUGUAAAAAUUGUGCUCCCUUGGCCGGUGGGGCAGUUUCUAACAACUUCUAUUAUGCGCCAUCCGUCUAUAAUGGACGAACAUCAAGCAUUGUUCUCUCCUCGGAACCCGUGCAACGGCCUCACGGGAUCAUUUACGACCCGGUAACCAAAGAACCGACAUUUUGCCCCUCAAAGAAAAUGGACUUUGAGUUAGAGAUGGGAAUCUUCGUCUCUAAGCCUGUCCCGAUAGGAGAGAGAAUAUCGAUCGAAGAUGCAGCUAAUCAUAUAUUCGGCUUUGUCUUGUUAAACGAUUGGUCAGCUAGAGAUCUUCAAGCCUUUGAGAUGAAUCCUUUGGGUCCAUUCCAUUCUAAGGGCUUCGGAACAAGUAUCUCGCCAUGGAUCGUUACUAUAGAUGCUUUGAUGCCAUUCGCUUGCAAGCCAUGGCACGAUCAUACGAGCACAGAGUUCGAACAUCAACGUUAUUCAGAUCGAACCAAGGGAACAUUCGAUAUUAAAUUGGAAGUAACUUUAGUUCGAAACGGAGAAUCUCAUAAACUCGCAACCAGUAACUUGAAUUACCUCUACUGGACACCAUAUCAACAAGUUACACAUCAUACUCUGGCCGGCUGUGGCUUGGAGACAGGGGACUUGCUUGGUACAGGAACCAUCACAGGAGAGACAAAACAAGAACUAGGCUCUCUGUUUGAGGCUACCUACAACGGUACCAAACCAAUCGAACUGGCUAAUGGUGAUACGCUGGGAUUUCUUGAAGAUGGAGACGAGAUUAUUCUCGGUGCGUCGUGUGGAGGUGGUGAAGGUCAACCUCGUUUGGGCUUUGGGGAGUGCCGUGGAAAGAUUCUGCCUGCUAAAUAA
Molecule: messenger RNA, 1239 nt
Organism: Talaromyces marneffei
Lineage: Eukaryota; Fungi; Ascomycota; Eurotiomycetes; Eurotiales; Trichocomaceae
Exons: 6
Coding region: 1-1239 (412 amino acids)
Biological process (GO): L-phenylalanine catabolic process; L-tyrosine catabolic process; homogentisate catabolic process
Molecular function (GO): fumarylacetoacetase activity
Source: RefSeq, a predicted model, not a curated record